CACAGAGCAGAAGGCAUGGAGCUGAGCAAGGUCAUGGUGGCCCUGGGGCCUGCGGUCCAGCUCCUCCUGCUCCUGUGCAUCAGGACCCUGAAUGCCCAAGCUGCUGAUACCUGUCCAGAGGUGAAGAUGGUGGGUCUGGAGGGCUCUGACAAGCUGACCAUCCUUCGGGGAUGUCCGGGGCUGCCUGGAGCUGCAGGGCCCAAGGGAGACACAGGCAGUCCUGGAGGAAGAGGACAACCAGGCUACCCUGGAGGCCCUGGAAAGGCAGGACCUCCUGGACCCAAAGGAGACCCAGGAGUGAAGGGUGACCGUGGAGAGAAAGGUGACCCCCCUGUCCUGCCCCACUGCCCUCCAGUCACCUGGUCCUGCCAGGAGCUGCUCAGCAGGGGACACACUCUGAGUGGCUGGCACACCAUCUACCUGCCUGACUGCAGGCCACUGGCAGUGCUGUGUGACAUGAACACUGAUGGCGGGGGCUGGACAGUGUUCCAGCGCAGGGUGGAUGGCUCCAUGGACUUCUACCGGGACUGGGCCUCCUACAAGAAGGGCUUUGGCAGUCAGCUGGGGGAGUUCUGGCUGGGCAAUGACAACAUCCACGCCCUCACUGCUCAGGGGAACAUCGAGCUCCGUGUGGACCUGGUGGACUUUGAGGACAACCACAAGUUUGCCCACUACAAGGUGUUCAAGAUGGGGAGUGAGGCAGAGAAGUACAAGCUGGUACUGGGGAGCUUCGUGGGGGGCACUGCAGGUGACUCCUUGACAUUUCACAAGGACAAGCCCUUCUCCACCAAAGACCGGGACAACGAUCAUAGUUCCACAAACUGUGCCCAGCUGUACAAGGGGGCCUGGUGGUAUGGAGAUUGUCAUGUUUCAAACCUGAAUGGCCGCUACCUCAGGGGGUCCCACCAGAGCUAUGCCAAUGGCAUCAACUGGAAUUCAUGGAGAGGCUACAAUUACAGUUACAGGGUGUCAGAGAUGAAGCUGCGUGUUUUCACUCCUGAAUCAUGAUGGGGGACAGGGUUGUGCCUACCAGCUGUGGGGACCCUCCUCCAUGCCUCCUCCACCUGGCCUGCUAUGUCUCUGCCUUCUUCAUCCUCUUUGAGUGGAAAUGCAGUCUCGUAGAACCAGUGAGAGAAAGCAGGGCUUUUCUUGUGCCUUCCAGCAUUGGAGUUGGUUCUCCCUAUAUCCAGCCCCCUUUCAGGAAGUCCUCUGCUGAGGUUAUAGUUAGCCCUGGGAAAACAACUCUUGAGAAAUUCCUCUCGAGCAAAACCUGCCUGCAAUAGUUCACCCUCAUCCCUCUGAAAGCAGAAAUAAAACUCUUAUAUAGCAAAGCUA
Molecule: messenger RNA, 1335 nt
Organism: Erinaceus europaeus (western European hedgehog)
Lineage: Eukaryota; Metazoa; Chordata; Mammalia; Eulipotyphla; Erinaceidae
Product: ficolin-1-like
Exons: 8
Coding region: 16-1008 (330 amino acids)
Source: RefSeq, a predicted model, not a curated record